This is a messenger RNA of Pogona vitticeps (central bearded dragon), 4397 nucleotides long. RefSeq names its product solute carrier family 7 member 13 (gene SLC7A13). NCBI's taxonomy places the organism in Eukaryota, Metazoa, Chordata, Lepidosauria, Squamata, Agamidae. Gene Ontology annotation, biological process: amino acid transmembrane transport. Gene Ontology annotation, cellular component: membrane. Gene Ontology annotation, molecular function: L-amino acid transmembrane transporter activity. The record is from RefSeq and is a predicted model, not a curated record.
UUGAAAGGGCUUGGUUAAUCAUCAGCACUUUUCUUACGAAACUUACAAGUAUACAUGUCUGAAAUGAUCCUGUAAAUCAUUCAAGUAAUUUUUUGCUGCACCUUGAGAAACUGGGGAGGGGAGGAAAUCAACGCCUUCGAGUAACUGGCUACUGUCUUUGAAAAACAGCAGACGAAAAAGAAAAAGAUGAGGAAAGAGCAGUGCGGCCAGGUGGAAGAAGAAAAUGAAAAUGAAAAAAGCAAGAUACAGCUUCAAAGAACUAUCGGAUAUUUUGAUGGUGUUUGCUUCAUAGUGGGUACAAUAGUAGGGGCAGGGAUCUUUGUCUCUCCAACUGGAGUGUUGAAAUAUUCUUUACUCAAUGUUGGCGUAGCAUUGAUCAUCUGGACUGCUUGUGGCAUCGUAUCUUUGAUGGGUGCUUUGUGUUACGCAGAGCUUGGCACGGCUUUACCACUUUCGGGUGGUGAAUACAGCCACAUCAAGAGAGCUCUUGGUUCUCCCCUAGCUUUCAUCUUUAUGUGGACCGCCGUGUUCAACAAACCUGCCUCAAAUGCUGCUCGGGCCUUAUUGUUUGCUGAAUAUGCUACCCAGCCAUUCUAUGGCGAGUGCCCGGCUCCAGAACUGCUGAAGAAAUGUUUGGCGUUGGCUGUUCUCUGGUUCCUUGGGAUCCUCAAUGGUCGAAGUGUCAAGAUGGCUGCUUGGGUGCAGACAGUUUUUACCAUCCUGAAGAUGAUGGCUUUGUCUGUAAUCGCUAUUGGCGGGAUUGUCCUGUUGAUAGGAGGAAGGAAAGAGAACUUGGCAAGGUUUGAGAAUGCUUUCAGUUCUGAGAUUCCCAAUGCUGUGGAGAUUGCAGAAGCAUUUUUCCAAGGGCUGUAUGCAUAUGGUGGCUGGUGGUCUCUCAAUUAUUUGGCAGAGGAGCUGAAAAACCCUAGCAGAAACAUUCCGUGGACUGUGAUGACUGCAGUUCCUUCAGUAACUGUGUUUUAUUUGCUGGUAAACAUUUCGUACUUAACAGUUCUCACACCAAAGGAAAUUGUCUCCUCAGUUGCUGUAGCCGUUACUUGGGCUAAUAGAGUGAUCCCUUCAGUGGCUUGGAUGAUUCCUCUUUCCGUGGCCAUUUCAAUAUUUGGUGCCCUCAACAGCAGCAUGUUUACACUAGGACGACUGAGCUACGCUGGGAGUCAGUCCGGACACUUGCCCAGCAUAAUAUCCAUGAUCAACAUCCAGUACCACACUCCAUCACCAGCCAUGAUUUUCUCAACUGUUAUAGCAUCCAUUUUCAUCAUCCCAUCAGAUCUUAUUGCUCUAACCAAUUAUUUUGGAUUCUCUGUUUGGCUCAUGAUUGGAUUAACAUGCUCCAGCCUGAUAGUCCUUCGGUACCGGGAGCCUGAUCUGCACCGGCCGUACAAGGUGUUUUUACCAGUUGCUUUUGCAAUGGUGGCAGUUUCAUUAUUCUUAGUUUUGGCUCCCAUUGUCUGGUCUCCAAAGGUGCAGUACAUCUACGCUUCCCUUUUCAUGCUUGGAAGUCUUCUGUUUUAUCUGCCUUUUGUACAUUUUAAAAUACAUUUCAGGUUUGUUGACAACAUUACUUGCUAUCUACAGCUGCUCCUAGAGGUUUCACCUGCUAGUUAUAAAUCUGACUAAGGACAAAGAUUUGUUUUCUUCCAUAUUAACUGGAAAUGAACAUGGCUAGGAUCCAGCACAGCACUAGGGAAAAGCUAUUCAUACAGAUGGAGUUUCGUGUCUCUUUUCUCCAUUGCAGUACCCCCAGCCCCUGAAAAUCUGCUCCUUAUAAGUGAGGAGCUGCAUGGCAGGGCCCAGUUCUCAGAAAAUAUGCUUUUUGGUACGACACCUUCCAGAAUCCCCUAUCCGAAAUGAUUAUUGAUUCUGCUGGCUGGGAGAUGCUGAAAAUUGUUAUCUAACCUCCCCCUCAACCAAUUUUUCCCCAAGCUCUGAGAAAGCCUCUUUGUACAAGUCGUAGUUUGGAUCCAAGCCAAUGUCUCCUGAAGUUAUGAAUGAGCUAAGCUGAGCUGUCACCUGAUUAAAGAAACCUUAGUCAAUUGAGUCAUCAAUCAAAUCUGCAUAGGUUAUCAUAUAAUCCUUUAAUAAUAGUCUCGGGAUACGGGGAGGGGGGGAAAGGAUAGCAAUAUAUCUCAGAAGAAACAUCCAUGAAGGAGAAGGUGAUACAUUUUUUCUUACAUGAUGGCUGUUCUGACAAAUGAGCAUCGUUUGUAACAGGGUUGAGAAAUCUUCUACACUCCAAUUCUUUCCAACUAUAAUUCCCAAAUUCCUUACUUUUGGUCAUGCUGGCCAGGAUUUCGGAACAAUGCAGUCCCUAACAUCUCAAGGGACAAAGUUUCCCCAGGCUGGUGCAGCCAAUGUUCUCUCUUCAUAGUAGCCAUCAUUUAGCAUUUUGUCUUUUAGUUUAUGGGGUUCCUCCAGGGUUGGGGACCCAAGCUGUGUGAUUCGCUGUCAAGUCAGACUUUAGUCACACCAGCAACUUGACUUGGAUGAAACUCAUAGUGUUGUUUUUUUUCAGUGACUCAGACUCAACUGGUGACUCAGACCCAUUUUUCCGAGUCGUAUUUUCAAGUCCUUUUUCUUUUAAUGAAAUAUACCAUAAACUGAAAGAAGCUGUGCAGUGUUCACCAGAAGACACAGGAGAGGCAGGCAAAUGGUAGCCACUGGUUGUUGCAACAGGGAGGAAGGGUUUUCAAGAGGGUUGGGGGGGUGGAGGGGUGAAUGAAGGUGAGGCAGGCAGGGCAGAUGGGUUCAAAAGUGGAGGGGAAGGUUCAUAAGCUUCAGGCUUCCCCACACACCCCUCCCUUUUUCUGGGGAAAAAAACCUUGUUUUUAAUAGGGACUCACACUUGGGACUUGGUAACAAAGACUCACGCUUGAAGUUGGGACUUGGACCCAAAUACUUGACAACAUCCCUGGGCUGCUCUAAGAUGCCUCUUUUACUUUCCAUCUGCCAUUUUGAUAGGUAUUUACACUGAAAAUAAAUUUUAAAAGGCACAGACCGCUGCCUGGUUUAUUUUCGUUUAGUUGUUUAGUCGUGUCCGACUCUUCGUGACCCCAUGGACCAGAGCACGCCAGGCCCUCCUAUCUUCCACUGCCUCCCGGUUUAUUAGGCAGGCUUUAUAUAGUGAUGGGUAUAUUUUUAAAUUCAUUGAUUUAUGGUAUAGGACUAUGCAUGCUUAUUCAGAAAUAAGACCUGUUAUGUCCAACAAGGAUUAUUGGCAGGUAAGUAUAUAGCAGAAUUUCACACACAGCAUGUUUAGUCAGAGAUGAGUUCCCAGCUGAGAGUGUAUAUAAUUGCAAUCUUAACCAAUUAAUUCACUAAACAUUGGAGUCAUUAAACCAGCUGUGCUCAUUGGUCCAUUGAAAACUCAUGGGAUGUUAUUGUCAUUUUUAAAAAGGAUCGCUUCUGAAACAUUUCAUAUCUUAUGCAAUCCCUUUCGUUUCAUAUGGUCAAGAUGAAAAUCGAACACUAUAUUGGACCAAAUCUAAUGUUACUGCUAUAUAAAGUAGACCAAUGGUUCCAAAGCUUGGGUAACCCAGGUGUUUUUGGACUGCAAAUCCCAGAAACCCUGGCCAGCACAGCUACUGGGGAAGGAUUCUGGGAGCUGCACUUCAAGAACACCUGGGUUGCUCAAGAUUGGGAACCAAGUAGACCUAUUGGCAUCAAAGGAUGUAAAUCAGUUGUUACUAGCAAAUAUCAUUCAAUUCAAUGGGUUUGCUCUAGAUUGGGAUUAAUAUUGGCUUUACUUUAUUCAUGAAAUCUGUAAAAGUCUGAUUGCUACAAAUUUUAUAUCUUUGAGAUUUUUUUAAUAUUGGUUAUUAGCAUUUCUUUAUUUCAGCAGCCUAGUAUUUUUAUUGUUGUCAAUGUUUUACUUUUUUUAUUGUUGCUCUCUUUAUCUGUAUAUCUACUGUAAAUCACUCAGAGGUUAAAUCUUGGGGAAAGUUAUCUUUUUCUGCACUAUAACCCCUUGUAUCUUCCAUCCGGACACCAGUCAUGUGGGGUUGGGAGAUUUCUGGAAGUUGUAAUCCAAAAAAGUAACUUCCUAAAUUCUGUCUAAAAUCUAUUGCUAGAUCUCACAUCCAUGUUCUGCUUACUGCUGCUUUAUAAAAUGCUAAAUGAUUUUGCAUUUUGUGGACAAGCUGAUGCUGUCUGCCCUAAACCUUCAUGAUAGGGGAUCAUUAGAAAUAUAAGAAUGCACAAACCAAAUGGAAUACCUUGUUCUUCUGAUUCUUUCUUGAUCUCUGCUGAUCUGCUCUUGUCACUCUCCUUGCCUUGUUUACUUAAAUUGUUUACCCAAACUGUCUGGAUUUAAUUUUAAAACCCUUUGAGACAGGGAACUUUGUGUCUCUGCUAACGUUGUUCUGUAAAGUUCCAUU